Cetraspora pellucida is the source of this 195-nucleotide messenger RNA. NCBI's taxonomy places the organism in Eukaryota, Fungi, Glomeromycota, Glomeromycetes, Diversisporales, Gigasporaceae. The record is from the annotation of a GenBank genome assembly.
CAAGUUGGUCGACCUAUUACUAUGAAUCCUUUUACAAUUGCAGCACAAGCAAAAAAGCGAUAUUAUGAUAAAUUAACUGAUAGUGAAGAUGAAGCUACUAUAAAUAUCACAAGCUCUCUAAUGUUAAAUAAUAAUAGUGAAAAUCCCCAACCUAAAUUAUCACAUUUAUUAAGAGAAAAUCUUAAAUUUAAUUAA